Molecule: messenger RNA, 723 nt
Organism: Schistosoma rodhaini
Lineage: Eukaryota; Metazoa; Platyhelminthes; Trematoda; Strigeidida; Schistosomatidae
Source: the annotation of a GenBank genome assembly
AUGAAUGACCUAAACAACGUUGACUACUUGUCAAGGAUUCUAGAUAACUGGUCUGUUUCAUCUGGAAAUCUAUGUCCGCCAAAAAAUGACGGGAGUAACACUCUGCGAGAAAUUUGUUAUCCCGUCACUUUGGGUGAUAUGACAAACGAUACUAUGAAUGUGGUGAACAUGUUGAUCAGCAAACGAUUUUAUACAUUUUCACCACCUGCUUUCGGUAUUGUUAAACGACCUGGUGAUGAUUUUUAUCCAUGGCAAUGUGUAUUGGCUGAAGAAGCACCAGUAAUGGCAACAACUGUUUAUCGUCAAGCCGUUGAUAAGGCUGAUUUUGAAUGUGUAAUAGAUGAAAGUGGUAAACUAUAUCAACCUCGAAAGACAACUUCAAUCAGGCGUUAUCAUCCAAAAGAUAACCCACCAACAAGUUUAGGAUAUUUAAAAGCAUCAGUCAAACAAUUAUUAGAUAAUCUAAAUCCCAGUUCGAAGUCUUUGUCGAAUCAUCAUAGUUUAUUCAUUUCUCCAGUACAUCAAAAUCUAAUGGAAGCACGCUUAAAACGUCUGAAAUUAGAAGAGAAAAUGCUAAUGCAAGCAGAGAAAUUAGAUAUGUUGGAAAAAAUAAGAAAACCACUACCUAAAUGGUACACAAUUAAAACUCCACAAUUUUUCUAUGAAGCUCGUAAACAUAACGAAUUAUUGAAAAGUCGUCAGUACUCAGAUUAUUUAUAUUAA